Molecule: messenger RNA, 8515 nt
Organism: Anastrepha ludens (Mexican fruit fly)
Lineage: Eukaryota; Metazoa; Arthropoda; Insecta; Diptera; Tephritidae
Gene: NK7.1
Product: hybrid signal transduction protein dokA
Exons: 3
Coding region: 91-2643 (850 amino acids)
Biological process (GO): cell differentiation; regulation of transcription by RNA polymerase II
Cellular component (GO): nucleus
Molecular function (GO): RNA polymerase II cis-regulatory region sequence-specific DNA binding; DNA-binding transcription factor activity, RNA polymerase II-specific
Source: RefSeq, a predicted model, not a curated record
CGGCAGAUGAAUUACUUUUAACCUACUUUUUCUCUUAUAUCUUUUCUAUAGAAUCUGUUGCAAGUAAUCACACCCAAUUAGCGCCCAUAAAUGAUGCCCGAAAUUGAUCGCGACGCUGUUGCGGAAAUGGUUAGUGGAGCACAUGCGCCUAUUUUCAGCACCGCCGCACUACUCGCCAAGGAGCAGCAGAAAUUCAAAACACACUCCCGCCUACAGGCGUCCCUAGCCGAGCAGGAGCAACUUAACAUGGCCGCCGCCAGCUCGUAUGUCUAUCAGAGUCCUUUGACCAUCCCACCACACGGCCACCCGCAGUACAACAAUUUCGGCUUAAAUAAUAACAAUAUUGGCGCUUUAAAUCACAAUAUGGCUGCACAGCAUUUGGUCUCUAGCCAUGCUUGCAUUAGCCCAAGUAGCAAAGAAAAGCUCGCUAAUCUGCUGAAAGUGCGCGACCCUGAACAGCGCAUUGCGGGUAAUUUCCUACAGAAGACACUCGAGUCUACGCCACGUCCCUCGCCAACCAGCUGUUACACCAAUGGCAAUGGCAGUGCGGUACACUUGGAGGCAGCUUGUUUAUCUGCACCACCAAUACACACACCGCUUUCGCCACCCCCACCACCACCGCCACGCGCCAAAACCCCACAUCCACAUCGUUUGGAUGCAGCGCCGCCUUCAAUCAAACCAAACAAAAUACAAAGUGAUCUCGAACACAAAGCCAGCAAUGCCCCAGAUAGCUGGCAUCCGCAUGUGUACGCGCGUCCACCUAUGCGACCCACUCCGCAUGCCAUUGCGGAUAUUCUUGGUUGGCGUGGCGUCUCUUCGCCGGGUCAGCAACACAUUUUGGCUGCCAACAACAGCAGCACCACCAUAAUGCAACGCGAAACAAUGGAUGAGUCGUCCAAUUCAUCAUCUAAUGCAGCUAUGCCGCUGCCUCCAGUACCCGCCAAAUCGCCAAAAAGUAUACUACGUACUUUUCAGCAACAGUUUGCGCAGCAGCCGAAAUCGCCACAACGUGAGCCCAGCCACUUGCGUAGCGCAUCGGUGAGUGAGGCCAGUGAGGAUGAUGUGAAUGGUGGCAUAUUGGAUCAACCAUUGGAUCUGUGCGUGCCGAAGAAACCACGCGAAUCGCAUUCACCCCCACCACAUGUGAAGCAAUCACAGAUAAUGGCAAAGGCGGGCAGCAGUAAGAAAGAUGCCAAUCACAUAGGCAAAUCGAGUGUUAAGAAGAAAAAACUUGCUGCCGCCGCUGCUGUUUCCGCGUCAAGCGCAGCGCUGCUGGUGUCAGCGUCGUCGACUGUUACGGCACCAGCGUCGAUGCCAGUGCCGGAUGUGAGUCCUACCGGCAGCAGCGAUAGCUUGAUGCGAGACAAGCAAUUUCCCACAGUUAGCACACCACCAGCCUCCUCAACGGGUGCCAUAGAGACUACCGAGGACGACUCGGAUUCGGGUUCGACAGAUGCGCGACGGAAGAAGAAAGCGCGUACCACCUUCACCGGUCGUCAAAUAUUCGAAUUGGAGAAGCAAUUUGAGAUAAAAAAAUAUCUCAGUUCGAGUGAGCGCACAGAAAUGGCCAAGUUGCUGAAUGUAACCGAGACACAGGUAAAAAUCUGGUUCCAGAACCGUCGCACCAAAUGGAAGAAGCAGGAUAAUGUCUCCAAUACAGAGGUCGCUGAACACAAGACCACAAAUACUUCGAAAAAUUCAACAGAAAACGGCAAAACGCAGACCGGCACAGCGUCAACGAGUUCAAAUGCCACCGCUGCAACAACACCAACGGAAAUUUUGGGUAAAAAAUCGCAAAACCAUAACAACAAUAACAAUAAUCAACACAAUAUUAGCAGCAAUGGUAGCGCUGAAAAGAGUCGCACAGCCGCCGCAGGCGAAUUAAGCGCCAAAGUAACUGCAAAACAAGCGACUAAAAUCAAGAAGCAACUCAAUGCGCUCUUGGAGAAAACCACGAAAAAUGCAACGACGCCGGGUGCCAACAGCAAUAGUGCAUUGCUGGUCAAUGGUGGCGCAGCCAAUGGCGUUACAGCACCGACAACAACGGGGGCCGGCGGAAAAGUGAGCAACAACAACAACAACAAAAACGCGACGGAAAGUGCACAUCAACAUCCGCACAAUCACCAACACCAUCACCACCGCGUUGUACACCACUCGCACUCGCAUGGCCAUCAUCGACAGCACGCCAUCCCGCUGACUGUCGAACCGGCUGCACCAUUGGAGCAAACAGAGAAACUCGAAAUCAAAUUAGAGGAAUCACCACAGCAUCGUGAACUGCAAUUAAGCCUGUUGCGCGCUGCCAACAGUCACAGCCCAUUGCAUUUUAGCGACAUGGAUUUCGAAAGCAAAUUGGCUGCUUCGAAAAUAUCGAAUGCGCUGCUUAGCGCCAAAUUGAAUGCCGAUAGAACUGAGACGACGAGACGACGCAGUAGCAGUAGUAGUAAGGAAAAGGAGUUACAAAAGGUGACAGUGAAAGCACGAGCUGAAAAACAGUUGAAAGUGCAGGAUGAAAAUGCGUCAGAUAUGAGAGGCGAAGAGAUGCAGAUAGAAGAGGAAACAGAUGUAAAAACACCAACUGGUGAUGGGGAUGAAUUCGAAGAGCAUGCGGAGGAGGAUGCAGAGAUGCGUGAUGCUGAGAAUUAAAUGAAAAAGGGAAAGUACGAAGAGAACACUUUAUGGAGGGAUCUUCCAGUCAAAAUGAACUGUGCCAAAAAUUAUAUAAAAACACGAAAUUGAACAAAAUGUUAUUUUUUAGAAAUUUAUGUAAUUGUAUUGCAAAUCUAACUGCAGUUAUAUAAAGAAAAGCUCAAUUAAUGCAAAUAUAGAUUACUUUAAGUUAUGUAUAUUAUAUAUUAUAUCUAUAUAUAUGUAUGUAUGUUUUUGUGUAGAAGUGCGUAAACUAAGAAGAAGUGAAAACUAAAUUAAACAAAAUCAAUUGAACAAACAAUCGAAUUAAAGUAAAUAGUUUUUGCUAAUGCUAAUGCUUAUUGUAAAGAAUAUAAUUUUUCUAUCCUAUAUGCAGGCCGCAAUUAAUCAACUAAGAUAAAAAUUUAAGAACGCUCAAUUGUUGCUUAAGUGUUGCCAUAAAUUCAAUGGAAAGAAAUUUAGAUUGAAAAAUGUAACUAAAUUAAGAAAGUAGUGAUUAUAAGAAAGUAUAAAAAAUGCGAAUAUAAGUGAACUACAUACAAAUGUAGAUAUUUAUGGGUACAUGAAGAGCUUUUGAAUCUAUGUUAAUUUCGAUGUAAUGUGAUAAAUGGAAAUGUGCAAAAACAAAAUAAAGGAGCACGAGCAGAAUUAAAUGUAUACGAAAAUGCUGCAUAUAAUGAUAUAUACAUACAUACGUACCUUGCUGUGGGCUUUUCACAAAAAAGAACUCACAUACGUAUGUAUAUCCAAAGAAGCAAUUUUUCUGGUGAACGAAAUCUCACAUUAAAUUCAUUAAAAAUAGUUGUCUGCGUAAAAUUUAAAACUUCGUUUAAGAUGUUUCGGAUUGUCCGAUUUGGCUCAAAUAUGCACUGUUUUGUUGUAUAAUUUGUUGCCAUUUUAAAGGUAUCUUCAUAAUGCCUCUCUCAUAGAAGUCUUGGUCCUUAUUGGCGAAAAACACUAGUAAGCGAUUUUCACCAUCUUCACUUAAUACCAAUUUCUUAUCACUCAGGAAGUUUUACAAUGAGGGAAAAAGGUGGUAAUCACUUGGUGCCAGGUCCGGCCUAAAUGGUGGAUGCAUUAAAACCAACCUCCCGGAGUUUUUUGGCGAGUCACGAUCGUUUGACCACGAACUCUGUAACACAUUGAUUUUUCUAUAUUCUGCAGCAAUAUUUAUUAGCACCUUAUUUAAGUGCAAAUCAAACUUAAAUACGAAAUUCGGUUAUAUAAAAAAAAAUUAUCCGGGAAAAAACAUAAAAUUUAUAGUGGCUCCAACCUCCAGAUUUAUUUAUCACUUUAAAAAUCCGGUUCGACAUAGAAAAUCUGAAAUGGGAAUUUAUUUCAUGUAAUUUAAAUCUAUGGUUACGGAACCUUACAGACUAGAGGUACAAAAUAAUUUAAUGAUUAUUUCUAAAGAUAAAACUUAAAAGAUGUCAUACAAUUCAUUAUCAAUUCGAUCGAUUUAAUCUUUGGCAUGACUGGUAUGUCUUACAGACUAAAGGUGAACAGUUUUACUUAGUACUGAUGUAAAUGUUAAUAAUAUCUGCCCUUUUAUGUUAUUGACAUUUUCAUCAGUACCAUCAAAGGUACCUAUAACAUAAAUGGGCAGAUGUGAAUAACAUUUACAUGAGUACAUCUCUCAUAAAAGGGCAAUAUAAAGUAACAGUACAGAGCGUCAAUAGAAGAUUUAAAAGCAGACCUUGAGGAUGAAAAAUCAAUAUUUAUUUAUUGAGAUUUUAUUAUACCCCAAAAGGGCUCUGGUUAUAUGUGUAAAGUACCUGGAGAUAAAAUUGAUUAUGAACACGAAGAGCUUUCCUACGUAUAUUAAAACUAAACUGCACGAGAAGCUCAGUACAGUCAAUGGAACCACUGAUUACUUCGUAAACAAACAUAGGAGACUGGAUUAUUCUUCUGCUUUCAACUGCUCUUCAAAUUUUAUCAGUUGGAGUGCAAAGCGAAUGUACUUACGUUGCACCAUUUCUAUUCUAAUAGCAGGAAAUUAUAGAUCGGGCUCCAUAUGAUACACGGGCUUACACGGGUUUUAAACGAACUGGAGAGUGGUAGAGAAGCUUUCUGGUAUACUAAUCGUUUAAAAAUCGUUUGAGUAGCAGCGCAAAAAUGUCAGGAAGGACAUAACAUAUAUGAUUUUUUUAACGUAAAACAUUUAGCGAACACAACUGGAAAAUAAAAAAAAUUGUUUACUAAAAUAAGUUGCUGUUUAAAGGCAUUAAAAACGAGACCAUGCUUCCAUAACAACGUUACGUAGCUCUUCUACCAUCUGAAACUUACGUCUUACAGCUUUAACUUCUUUCGAGUAUAAAUAUUAAUCCACAUGUUCUCGACCGGAUUUAAGUCUGGGGGAUCCUGAUGGUCACUCUAAUACUUGAAUUUGUUUUUCCUGAAGCAAACUUCGUUUGGCAAUUCACGUGUGGCAUCUUGCUUAAAUAUGAUGAUAGUGUCUGGCAGCUGUUCCAAAAAGACUUCGACGAACAAAUUUAUGUACUCUUUUGAGUUCACACGUCCGGAAAUUUUGCACAUGAGUAUCUUGUUGUAAUAACUGAAACCAGCGCAAAUCAUCAAAGAAUCACCUUCAAAGUUUCGCUAGCUAGAAAAAUACUCUGGGUCCUUCAAAUCAUGCCGGUAGUAAUUAAAACCGUCAGGACCGUCGAGAUUGCAUUUUUUUUCGCCCGAAAUUAUCACUUUAUUCACUCAUCCCUCCAUAACAUACGCUAUUUUGCAAAUUACUGUCUGGCACGUUUGUGUGACUCCGUCAGCACCGGUUUUGAUUUCAAUUUUUUGCAACCUAGUCGAUUACUAUCGGCAAAUAUGUUCGCGCGCUACGUUUGCAAACUGGUUAUAUAUAUAUAUAUAUAUAAUUGGCACGUACACCCUUUUUGGGUGUAUGGCAGAGCUCCUCCUCCUAUUUGUAGUGUGCGUCUUGAUGUUGUUCCACAAAUGGAGGGACCUACAGUUUCAAGCCGACUCCGAACGGCAGAUAUUUUUAUGAGGAGCUUUUUCAUGGCAGAAAUACACUCGGAGGUUUGCCAUUGCCUGCCGAGGGGCGACCGCUAUUAGAAAAUUUGUUUUCUAAAUUUUGGUGUUUUACCGAGAUUCGAACCGAAUGGUAGUCACGCACCAACCCAUUCGGCUACGGCGGCCGCCAUUUAAUCAUUUAUAAUUUUCCAUGCCGUUGUAUUUUUUUUUUAGACCAGCUUCAAUAAUAGCGAAUGGUUGUCGCGGAGAUAACUUUUGAUUAUUUUAAUUUGACUGCUUCGUGUUAUACUUUUUCUUUAGUUUUACGAUAUAAUCUAUUACUCAGGCCGCGCGAUUUAAUUUAAUGGCAAUUUGUCUGUUAGCCUAGCCAGUGACCUUAUAGGCAUGGACCCGAGCAAUCUCUUCAGGUGUUAAUGUUUUUCUUUUUCCCAUGAUGACUGUUUGUAAGAAUUUAUGGCGUUUUGAAAUAUUUAAUAGCUAAAUAAAAUUUAAACUUUAAAUAUACGCACAAACUUAAUGGGUUUUAUACCCAAAUUGCACAAUUGGGAGCACACAACUGUCUUUAAUUGAAUUUCGCAACAAAACUAGCACCCCAACGAAAACUAAAAAAAAAUAUCUAACGGUACUUGCAUUUCUUGUGCAAAACAUGACAAAAUAAUCAAAACGCAACACUUUGAGCACAAAAACUAGGUACCGUUAUGAUUGAAACAAAUAUUAACAGCAGGAAUUCCAGCUGCUUUAAUUGAACUUCGCGAAGUGUAUUUAAGUUAAUGUUACACUAUUCUGAAAUAAUAUUGAAUGAGUGUGAUUUUUUGGGUCGGAAAUAAUAGUUUAUCAAUCAUUUACCUUCAAGUGUCUUCAGCAAGUUCACUAUAGUUUGGCCCAUUAUACUAUAUUUUCUUCUAAACUUCACUUCAGUUCAUAAAAUAUGCAGCCACACACCUCUUUUUACUUGUUUUUAUGCUUAUAUUCAAAGCAGCUCAAUGAAAAUUAAAUGCAAAUGCAUUUAUAAUAUUUAUAAAUAUCAUCACUUUCCAACUUUAAACGAGAAUUACAUUUCGUUGGAAUUGACAACAGUAUUGUGUUGCCGGAUGCCUGCAAAUGAAAAUAUGAACGGAAAUGAAGUAUUUGAAUUCAGUGUUGAUGAUGGGGAUGGAGUUAUCGUGCCUCCAUACUGUACACAUACUUAUGACGUUUUAAUUAAUGAAGGCAACUUGUUUUGAAGCGCGGCCAUAGGCCUCCCAUGCAGAAAGAAACUCUAGAAAUGUACAAACAACCUCUUUUCCAACGUCUCUGUAAAAUUCAACCUGCAUUCGAACUUCUUUCCUUUUUGUGGUGUCCGGCAGUACAACUUUUGGCUUAAUUGCGUAACUUUCACAAGAAAUUACUUAAAAACUAUAAGCUUCCGGUGGAUACAGUUUUUAGUUGUAAGAUGGGGAUAUACCCCACUACCGCUUUUUUUUCAAAGCGUGCGACAUUAUACUGAAUAUUCCACGAGUUUUUAACAAAUAAAAUUAAAAAGUGCAUCUUGAAUUGCUUAACAAGUUUGAGCUAAAAAACUUUGAAAUAAUGCCAACUUGCCAGAUUAUAAAAAGCAAUAUUUCUCGUUCUGUGAAAUUAAAAUACAAAAAUUAAAGAGCGAAAGUAUACUUUGCCAUUGGCUUCCCUGAUAUUUUAACUUAAAAGUGCAAAAGAGAUUUUCGCCCAAAUAUUUUAGGUUAUGCGGCAGCUCAACCUUCUUUUAUCGAAAAAACAACAUACACAUCAUCUUAAACUGCAAGUUUUCCUCUUUCGAAUGCCAUUGAGUUUGCUUCAAUCAAUUUUUUGCGCAUUUAAACAUUUUUAAAUUUAUAAUUUUCACAACAUUCGAUAUUUAGUCAACAGUCAAACAUCAAAAAGGUGAAAAUUUUUAGAAUAAAAUCUCUGAAUAAAAGAAAAAAAAUAUCGCAUUCAGUAUAUCAAUAACCUUUAGAAAAGUAUACUCUAGUUGUUACUUGAACUUCCUGUCGGUCUGAUUCUUCUAUUUCUGUAUUUUUUGUCAGUAAGUAUAAGAUACAUAUAUUUUUUUUUAACUUUCACUUUUGAUUUCUCGUCAUCAAGUUAUGCGAGUUGUGCACACAUAAUUUACACACUUUCUUACUAAAACAUAUGAAAUUAUUUUACCAAACUCACUUUAAAGAAAUAAGGAAGUCCAGUUCGCGCCGAACUUUACAUACCCCGUUUAGUAAAAUUACAAAAAAAAAAAAUCAAACCUUUUCCUCUUAUCAUUAUGAUACACUUGUCGGCAUUGUUGUUGCAGCAUAAACAUUUCCCAUACAUGUUUGGGAAUGCUGCUGGAGUGACAGUCCUUGGCCGGAUAUAAAUCACACACAAAUCCGCAUACAAAUCCGAAAUAUAUUGAUUUAAUGCAUUCAAAUUCUAUGGACUCAGGAAUAAGACAAUGGAUCGCCUUCAAGAAUUAUACCUAUAACUAUGUAAAAUAUUGGAAAAUUUCAUUAUAAAGAACAUUUUGGUUGUCAAAUGUCCACAGAAAUGCACGUAUGUAUGUAUAUAUGUAGAGUGUAGCAUCAAAUGAAAUCUCACCCAAAAUGAAUUAUGCUCAAACGUAUAGUAGCAGAAUCAUUUUCAGCUAAUUUAAGGGGUAAAAGUAAAUCCUUUGAAUCAUAUGUAUAUUCAUGCUUAUGUACAUAGUUCAUAGUCAUGUAUGUGUGUACAAUUGCACGUGUUUACCAAUAUUGAAUGUAUAGAAAUAAAUACAUAUAUAAUUCAAACUUUAACUAUUUAUUGAAUGUACAAAACACGAGCAUUGUAAGCUUAACAAUAACUGUGCGGAAACAAAUUAAAAAGAACGCAAAUAAAUAUAUUAAUUAAAUACAAA